GAUAUGUAAUGCAUUUUAGGUUUUAUUGUUCUGUGGUUCUGUCUGUGCAUUCUCUACUGUCAAAAGUAUGAAAUCUUCUCGGGGUUGCUCCUAGUUCUAGUGAAAUGUGUGAUAAUACGAUGAACCGAAGAUGUUAGGAUACUAUGGACCUUUUAUGUCAUUCUUAUGUAUCGGCACACUAUUUACGCAUGUCUAGAGGUGAGGCAGUGCUUGUAGAAUGAUAACAAUUAAUCUUUAAUACAGUUAUAUGUGAUACAAAAUGGGUAACCAAAACAGUUGCUGUUGUUACCGCAGUCCGUCACCGAUCAGAAAGGACAUCGUCAAGCUAGAAGACUAUCUUCCAGAAGGUGAAGUAAGCUCCAAUAAUAUUCAGCACAUCAGUGAGAGAGAGCCUGAUGAUGGCGAUAUCGACCCUUCCCAAGAUCCCAUCGCUGGAACCAUUUUUAUGGAACGCUCCAAAGCAUCUAUAGAAAAUGGAAUGACCAGAAAACGCAGUCAACAUCAAAUCGCUGAUAAUAAGCUCAAAAAAAGCAGUUCCUGUUCGACUAUUUAUUUAGAUGAUAGUACUGUAUCCCAGCCUAACCUGAAGAACACAGUCAAGUGUGUAGCCCUUGCUAUUUACUAUCAUAUAAAGAACAGAACAUCAGAGCGCAGGUUAGACAUAUUUGAUGAGAAGCUCCACCCUCUCAGUAAAGAAGGAGUAAGUGAUGAUUAUGACAAAUAUAACCCUGAGCACAAACAAAUCUACAAGUUUGUAAGAACACUGUUCAAUGCUGCCCAACUGACAGCUGAAUGUGCUAUUAUCACUUUGGUGUACCUGGAGCGCCUUCUAAUAUGUGCUGAGCUGGACAUUGCUCCAUCUAAUUGGAAGAGAAUAGUGUUGGGAGCUAUCUUAUUAGCAAGUAAAGUGUGGGAUGACCAAGCUGUUUGGAAUGUGGACUACUGCCAGAUCUUAAAAGACAUCACCGUGGAGGACAUGAAUGAGCUGGAGAGGCAAUUUUUGGAAAUGUUGCAAUUUAAUAUCAAUGUACCAUCUAGUGUAUAUGCUAAAUACUAUUUUGAUCUUCGCACACUUGCUGAAGCCAAUGAUUUGGCAUUCCCCAGUGAACCAUUAAGUAAAGAGAGAGCACAAAAAUUAGAGGCAAUGUCUAGGGUGAUGGAAGAUAAAAUAGCCGCUGAAGUGGUGAAGAAUGGCAUUAAGAAAUGGUCAAGCUUAGACAAUGUCAAUUCAGGUGCUGGCGUAAGGCGGAGUGUAGCCAUAUUGUCAUAAUUGAUUAGUCAUGAGCCAAAAUUGAGAUCCAAAAUGAAUCACAAAUUAACAGAUAAUAUUUGUGUAUUUUAUAAGAAUGUAUUGUAUUUAGAAGUUUUGCACCCGAUGAAUGUUAAUUUACUAUUCAGCCUUAAGUUACAAUAUUUAAGUAUUGAUUAAUACUUGACAUCAACUGCCAACUUUUGCCUUGAUAAUAAUGGCUUGAUGGUGUAUCUUCAAAUGUGAUUAGUAUAAGUUUUAUUUGACAUUUUGAUUUUAAUGAAAUGACAAAUGUAAAAUUUCCACUUAUUUUGAAGAUACAUCACCAGGCAGAAGGUAGUGAAAUCAAUAGUAUGGGGUAUUUUAUACCAGUUUUAUAACUAACUCUUGUAAGUCUUAAAGAUUACACUGAAUAAUAUGAGAAUGUAAUUAAUUUUGGUAUGUGCACAAAUGCUUUAUAUUGGCAGUGCAAUAAGUUUUGUAUGCUCAUAAAUUUAAUAAUUAUGUAGUCACUAAAAUGAAAGACUUGUUGGUGGUCCAAACAUUUUUUUUAUGAAUUAUUAUAAUAUGCUAAUUUGCUACACAAAAUAUGUUACAGUCUAUUACUGAUUGGCUUCCAAUACUAUUUUAUCCUUAUACAUAGUUAGGUUUAACUCGUAAAGCACUAAUGUUAGGUUGCUUUCAAAACUAUGCUACUUAGUGUAUACUACUUAGAUGUACUAGUAUGUGCAACUGCAUUUUGACUGAACUAAGGAUCUUGUGAUUGUGGUAUGAAUGUAUUAGUCAACCGCUGUUCUUUUGUAUAAUUUUACAUUGUCAUAUUACUGCAUUUAAAAUUCUGAGCUAGUUAUAAAUUUAUGCCAAAUUGUUAUUUUGUAUAUCAAAUUAUAUUAGUAUCUUUAUAGACAGACAUACAUAUUAUAAUAACCUACAACAAUUAUUGAAAUGGAUAAUAAAUUUACUUAUAGCAAUGGAAAUAAUGUGGAUAAUUGUUUUUAUUUAAUUGAUAUGAAAUUAUUGAAUUCAAUGUUUCAUGAUUAUUUAGAUUGUGAAUUGUGAUUGAAUUAUACAAUCCAUAUAUGUAUCUUUAAUGUAAUUAAGCAGAAAUAAACAUUUUAUAUGAGACUUUUAAA
Messenger RNA from Spodoptera frugiperda (fall armyworm), 2382 nucleotides. It is a transcript of the gene CycY, whose product is annotated as cyclin-Y-like protein 1. Gene Ontology annotation, cellular component: plasma membrane. Gene Ontology annotation, biological process: regulation of cyclin-dependent protein serine/threonine kinase activity; regulation of canonical Wnt signaling pathway. NCBI's taxonomy places the organism in Eukaryota, Metazoa, Arthropoda, Insecta, Lepidoptera, Noctuidae. The transcript is spliced from 2 exons. Bases 260 to 1270 code for a protein of 336 amino acids. The record is from RefSeq and is a predicted model, not a curated record. Gene Ontology annotation, molecular function: protein kinase binding; cyclin-dependent protein serine/threonine kinase activator activity.